UCGAUUCUUUGCAGACUGACCGGAUUUUAGCGGCACACUCCGGAGGAAGCGGCUAAUCCCACUCCAACGUCCACCACUUGAGACUCAGCGAACUUUUUCCACUCUUCACUUCAAGAUUAACAACCGGACCUGCUCACCUCCGACACUCACAGGAAUACCUGGCUUGUAUAUUAAGACAGAAGCUUUGAAGAUACAGAGCUGAGCUGGGAGGAAUCACUGAUUCACAUUCUGCUGAUUUGUUUGUUUUUUUUCUUUUAAAUUUUCUUUUUUUUGUAAUUUUGGGGUGGGGUCUGAAAGUGAACAUCGCCAUGUCUUGCGGUGAUGCGUCGGAUCAGAGCCGGCGGUUCUGCGUCUUGUCUUGGGAUCAGGUGCAGCGCUUGGACUCGAUCCUGGCGGAGGCUGUCCCCAUCCACGGCCGAGGAAACUUCCCCACUCUCUCCGUGCAACCCCGCCAGAUUGUACAGGUUGUGCGGGCGAGGCUGGAGGAGAGAGGUGUGUGUGUUAAAGAUGUGAGGCUGAACGGAUCUGCUGCCAGCCAUGUGCUCCAUCAGGACACUGGACUGGGCUACAAGGACCUCGACCUGAUCUUUGGUGUUUCGCUGAAAGAUGACCAGGCCUUCCGUCUGGUGAAGGACGUCGUGCUGGACUGCCUGUUGGACUUCUUGCCAGCCGGGGUCUCUAAGGAGCGCAUCACAGCACUGACCCUCAAAGAGGCCUAUGUACAGAAACUGGUGAAAGUCUGUAAUGAUACGGACCGCUGGAGCCUCAUCUCGCUGUCCAACAACACGGGCAAGAAUGUAGAGCUUAAAUUUGUGGACUCUUUGCGGCGGCAGUUUGAAUUCAGCGUGGACUCCUUCCAGAUUUGCCUCGACUCUCUGCUCUUAUUUGACCGCUGCUCAGAGACGCCCAUGUCUGAGAGCUUUCACCCCACUGUGAUCGGGGAGAGUGUGUAUGGGGACUUCAAGGAGGCCAUGGAUCACCUGUGUCAGAGGACCAUAGCUACACGCAGCCCUGAAGAAAUCAGAGGGGGCGGUUUAUUGAAAUACUGCCACCUGCUGGUGCGAGGGUUCAGACCCUCUUCAGAGGCGGACAUGAAGCAGAUGCAGCGCUACAUGUGCUCACGCUUCUUCAUUGACUUCCCUGACAUCGGCGAGCAGCAGAGGAAGCUGGAGGCCUACCUGCAAAACCACUUUGCUGGGAUGGAGCACAAACGUUACGAGUGUCUGAUGACUCUGCACCAAGUUGUGAACGAGAGCACUGUGUGUCUGAUGGGCCACGAGCGGCGCCAGACGCUCAGCCUCAUCUCCAUGCUGGCGCUGAAGGUGCUGGCUGAGCAGAACGCCAUCCCCACUGUGACGAAUGUCACGUGUUACUACCAGCCAGCUCCUUACGUACAGGACAUCAACUUCAGUAAUUACUAUAUUGCACACGUGCAGCCACCGCAGGUCUCACCGUGCAGUCAUUCAUAUCAGACGUGGCUGCCCUGUAGCUGAACUGGCUGUGAGAAGGACAGAGGUGGAUGUGUCUCCAUCGCUCUUUAUCUUUCAAAGGAAGCGGACUGAAAAUACACGACAAAGGAAACCCAUGUUUGCCAAAUGUGACUUGACUAAAACAAUCCUGUACUUCUGUACAUCUGAUUGAGCCGACACAUUAAUUUUUCUCACUUUACUCUUGCAAAACAUCUGUAAGAUUGCUGGUCAUUUCUGAGAUGUAGCGAUAAUAUCUUAUUUAAGUAUUAAAAAAAGUCUUUAUGAAGCUUUAUAUAUUGUAUGUCAGAAAUACAUUUUUGAGGAAACAAACAUUGAAGCUGGUGUAAUUUUCAUACUCUGGCUUUAUUUUUUUUUAAAUUACAUACCGGACCAAAGAUGUAUUUGUUCUUCAGAAAGGGAAUGUUGUUAUGAUUCCAAGUGCCUAAAAUGAACCAUGAAAUGUUCUAAAAACAUCUGUAAAGUGAGAACUGUGCAUUCAGUGUUUUCUAGAUUACUCCGUUUAUCUUUUCAGGAACAGAAGCAUUCAUUUUUGUGAAAUUAAAAAAAAGAAAAACUCCA
Messenger RNA from Seriola aureovittata, 2048 nucleotides. RefSeq names its product terminal nucleotidyltransferase 5ba (gene tent5ba). The transcript is spliced from 2 exons. NCBI's taxonomy places the organism in Eukaryota, Metazoa, Chordata, Actinopteri, Carangiformes, Carangidae. Gene Ontology annotation, biological process: mRNA stabilization. Bases 309 to 1493 code for a protein of 394 amino acids. Gene Ontology annotation, molecular function: RNA binding; poly(A) RNA polymerase activity. The record is from RefSeq and is a predicted model, not a curated record.